This is a messenger RNA of Poecilia latipinna (sailfin molly), 2799 nucleotides long. RefSeq names its product rho GTPase-activating protein 22-like. The transcript has 9 exons. Bases 99 to 2180 code for a protein of 693 amino acids. Lineage: Eukaryota; Metazoa; Chordata; Actinopteri; Cyprinodontiformes; Poeciliidae. Gene Ontology annotation, cellular component: focal adhesion. Gene Ontology annotation, biological process: wound healing, spreading of epidermal cells; negative regulation of Rac protein signal transduction; signal transduction. Gene Ontology annotation, molecular function: GTPase activator activity. The record is from RefSeq and is a predicted model, not a curated record.
UUUGUGACCUAUUUUAUUUAUUAAUUCCUCUUUAACUCUGUAAAGUACAUCAUCACUUUGGGUUGAGCAUCUUCAACCAGGCCAGAAGUGUUUGCAGCAUGGGACUCAGCUGCUUUAAGUCUUGGAAAUAUGACAGUACAGGCCACAAAGGUAACAGAGAUGUGCUGGCCAGCCCAGGCUCCUAUUUCUUCCUAUCCAACAGCGCUGGUCAGGGUGACGAGUGGUUGAAGAGCCUUAACAAGGGAGUCUGGAUCCCUUUCACAGGGGUUUUUGGGCAACGUCUGGAUGAGACGGUGCUGUAUGAGCGUCGGUAUGGAGUGCGUUUGGUUCCUCUGGUGGUGGAGCAGUGUGUGACAUUUAUCCGGGAACGUGGUCUGCAUGAGGUGGGCUUGUUUCGCCAGCCUGGACGCACCAGUCUGGUGAAAGAGCUACAGGAGGCUUUUGAUUCUGGUGAAAGGCCGUCUUUUGACAGCGGGACAGACGUCCACACUGUGGCAUCACUGCUGAAGCUCUACCUCAGGCAGCUACCAGAACCUCUGGUUCCCUACAGCCACUACCAGGACUUUCUGCUCUGCGGUCAGAAGCUGUUAAGUGACCGUACAGUGGGUCUGGAGGAGUUGACGAAUCUUCUUCAUGAGUUACCUGUCGCAAACUUCAACCUACUCAACUUUAUCUGCCAGUUUCUGAAUGAGGUUCAGAGCUGCUCCAGCAGUAACAAGAUGAACGUCCAGAACUUGGCAACCGUGUUUGGACCAAACAUCCUUCGAGCCAAAGCUGAAGACCCACAAAGCAUCAUGGGAGCUACAAAACUGGUCCAGGUGCUCAUGUCGGAGCUGAUCAGACAACACAAAUCUCUGUUUGCCAAGUUCCCUCCUUCUGCCUGCUCUCAUCCUUCUGCAACGCCUUUGAAGCAACCCCAUCUCCAGCCAUCGCCCUGCCUUCGCCAGCUGUCUUUGCCUCUUAUUGCAGACCACUCAAGUGAAUCAGGACAACCAGCCGCACAUGCAGACCACUCUAGUUGUAUCUUCUCUGCUGCUGGUAAAUCAGACUUGCUCUCUGGUCAGAAGAAACACCUUGGCCAUCGCUACACUUCCUCCCAUCCAGAGAACUGCUUCUACCCCUUGCCUUCCUCCAGUGAGUCCAUCAACCACCACCCUGGGAGGCACAAAGGAGAUUUUUACAAGUACCAUUCUGGGCAGGGUUCAUCUUCUGCAAAUGCUCAAGCCACAACAACCAACCCCCAGCUACAGACCGAAAGCUCAAAUCAGGGGGCAAUGGGAUGGCAACGCCAAGAAAAGGCAGCCUCUGCCUCCUGGAGCUGCAGAGGAGCAGAGGAAGAGGGUGAGGUUCCUGAAGCAGCCAGUGGGGGGAGCAGUCAAGCACAGGAGGACAGUACACCCUCAGUCUAUGACAACCUGGACAGAGCCUCUCUGUCUCACACAUUGGAGAAUGUUCCUACUGAGAACUUUGAUUUAGAUUCUCUAGGAAUCAAUGUUGGAAUGUGUGAAACAGAGGUAGAUCAAGCAGAACUGGGGAUGGCAGGAGACUCCUCUUCCUCAUGGUCUUCCUGUGAAGUUCUACCAUUAGAUAAAAGCAAGGAUGAACUGGGGGUCAGUAGUCCUGAUAUCCCACCAAAGAGAUCCAGAAUGUUGCCUCUGAAUCAGAGAAGAGAACAGGAAAUCUGUGAUAAAGAUGAUCAUGAAGACAAUGGAGUUGAAGGCAAUGGUGCCAAGCAACAUCCGAGCUCCUGGGCUUCCUGCUCUGUCAUCAGCAUCAGCCCUCUCAGCACAGGGAGCUCAGAAGUCUUCCUCCCCUCUGGGGCUCCGGAUCUCCAGGUUCAAGAGUCUCAUUUAGAGUCGAGGGACACUCAUUCUCUGCUGGCCAAGCUGAGGCAGCAGAUGGCUCAGCAGAAGGCAGAGUACCAAAACAGGAUUGAGAGGUUGGAGCGCUGCAAUGGCGCCCUCGAACGGCAAGUUGCCGUUCUGCGACUCAGUCUGGAGCAGCAGAGGCGAAGCCAGAGCGUGGCAGAGAUCAAGAUCAGAAACAUGGAGCGAGCCAAGGCAGACGCAGACCGCCGGAACACCACCCUUCAGAGGGAGAUGGAGCUGUUCUUCAGGACAUAUGGAGAAAUAAGGAGAAGAGGAGGAGAUCUGGGAAGAGCUGGAGGAGGAAGCAUCUGAAGACUGAAAGACUGUUUUUCUCAGCAGGAGUGAAAAAGGGAAGAAAGAAGCUGCAGUUAGCAGCGGACGGAUUAUGUCAAGAUGAGUUAAUGGUAUGAAAACAGAAAUAAGAACAUCACAUUAGUGGAGGUUCACGUUAUUAAAGGUCAGAUCUGAUGGGAUUUUUUAAAAAUUUGCCUUUAAAUCUCAAAUUAAUUCUCGUCUUCCUAGGAAACUCAGGCAGCACACUGAAGCCUGUGAUGACUGAGACUCAGUCAGUCCCAGGUGUCUCCAGGUGAUAAAGCAUCAGUUUUAUGUUCCACAUAUCCUUUAGUCAAAACUGUCCACCUUUAAUUACUCCAAAAAGCUCAGACUUGAUGUAUGAAAGAUUUAACGUGUCAGCAUGACCUGUUUAACAUAGUUAACAUAUUGAUAUUAAAUACAAUUGUGCUCUUUACAAAAUGGUGGUGGAAAUUAAAUAAAAUUCAUAAAUUAUAAUAUGUAAAACUAAAAUUAUUCCAACACUUUAUUAAUUUGGUUUUUAGGAAAUCUUUAGGAAUUAUGAGUAAAUAUUUUUAGUUCCAUCUUUAUUAAUUUAAGAGCACAUUUACAAACCUACAAGGUCCCAUCUCCAUACCCU